UUUAGUUGAGCUGUGCAGCCAUUAUCAGGAGCUGGAGGUGUGUGUUCAUGCAAUGAUUAACCAUCACACACUGAGGGGUUAAAGAGCAUCUCUGAGGAGUCAGUCUGUCCGAGUCCCGUCAGCAGAGAGGAAGCGUCUCUAACCGACUGAUCCACUAGCAGAUCAGAACAUUCCCUUAAAGUAAAUCCAUCCCCAAACACAACUUUUUUUAAACAUAAGCUUUAAAUCUAGCAGACUUUCUGCUCCCAUGGAUCAGCUUUUUGACUUAGAUCCCACAGAGGCUGUGAAAAAAGUGUCCGGCUUGCUGGGCUGCAGUCCGACCUCUGAGAAAGUAGCCGAGUACUUUGACGAAAACGACAAACUGCGACACCUCAGGGGGAACUUCCUGGUGCCUAAAAUUGCCGACCUGCCUCCCUCCGAUCUGUCGCUGGUGGAUGGAAGCGAAGAAUGCAUCUACCUGUGCGGGAACUCUCUGGGCCUCCAACCUAAAAACGCACGGAAAUAUCUUGAAGAGGAGCUCGACAACUGGGCCAAACUAGCUGUUCAUGGUCACACCAUCGGGUCGAGGCCUUGGGCGUGGGCUGAAAACAACCUUGAAGACAUGAUGGCAAAAAUUGUUGGAGCUAAAACUGAGGAGGUAGCACUGAUGAAUGGCCUGACAGUUAAUCUGCACCUUCUAAUGCUGUCCUUCUACAAACCAACUUCAACUAGACAUAAAAUCCUUCUGGAGGACAAGGCCUUUCCUUCAGAUCACUACGCCAUAGAGUCUCAGAUCCGCCUGCGAGGAUUUGAACCUGCAGACAGCAUGCUGCUGCUCUCUCCCAGACCGGGAGAACACACCCUGAGAACUGAAGACAUCCUGGACGUAAUCGAGAAAGAAGGCGACGCCAUCGCUGUGGUGAUGUUUGGCGGGGUUCAGUUCUACACCGGUCAGCUGUUCGACAUGCAGGCCAUCACAAAGGCCGGCCACAGAAAGGGCUGCUUUGUUGGAUUCGACUGCGCCCAUGCAGUGGGAAAUGUUGAGCUGAAGCUGCAUGACUGGGAGGUUGACUUUGCCUGCUGGUGCUCCUACAAGUAUUUGAAUUCAGGAGCUGGUGGUCUGGCCGCGGCGUUCAUUCAUGAAAAACACAAAGAUACCAUCAAACCCACGUUGUUGGGAUGGUGGGGACAUAACCUGAACACUCGUUUUCAAAUGACCAAUGUGAUGGAGCUGCAGCCCGGAGUGAACGGCUUCCGGCUCUCUAAUCAACCCAUUCUUCUUGUCUGCUCCCUGCAGGCUAGUUUGGAGGUGUUCAAUAUGACGAGUAUGCAGAUGCUGCGGAGGAAGUCAGUACUCCUAACAGGGUACCUGGAGUACCUGAUAAAGCACUACUACACAGAGGACCCGGCCCAGCCUAACAAACCCUACGUCCAAAUCAUCACGCCCUCUGACCCCAAGCACAGAGGCUGCCAGCUGUCUCUCUCCUUCUCCGUCCCCAUCAAGAAAGUCUUCCAGGAGCUGGAGAAGAGAGGAGUGGCUUGUGACAUGAGGGAGCCCAGCGUGCUGCGAGUGGCACCGGCGCCGCUCUACAACUCGUUCAGAGACGUGCAUCGCUUCAUUGAAACCCUGGGAAAAGCUCUGGCUGCCAGCAGCACCUAGAGCUGAUGAAGAAAACUGCCUCAUCGACCUACAUGCACUGAAAGUCCUGCAAAUAUGCCACUAAUGAAAGAGGAAAAUUCACAUUAAAGAAUGAUAAAGUGCCUCUUAUUAACUAUGUUCAUCUUUGGCCAAGAUUUUACUCGUCGUCUAUACAGGGGCGGACCUAGAUGGGGGACCAGGGCAAUCAUUGGCCACCCCUACCCUCUAAAACAGAUGGUGGAAUA
This is a messenger RNA of Cyprinodon variegatus (sheepshead minnow), 1863 nucleotides long. It is a transcript of the gene kynu, whose product is annotated as kynureninase. The record is from RefSeq and is a predicted model, not a curated record. The transcript is spliced from 15 exons. Gene Ontology annotation, cellular component: cytoplasm. Bases 248 to 1639 code for a protein of 463 amino acids. Lineage: Eukaryota; Metazoa; Chordata; Actinopteri; Cyprinodontiformes; Cyprinodontidae. Gene Ontology annotation, biological process: NAD+ biosynthetic process. Gene Ontology annotation, molecular function: kynureninase activity; pyridoxal phosphate binding.